AUGUCGUUCUUUAAUAAUCUCAAGAAGGUGCUACACCUCGGCGGCGGACAUGACGCGAAAAAGAAAAAAGUGUUCAGCAACAUCCGGGACAACAGCGACCCCAAUGAGAACUGGGACAUGAUCGGGGAGCUUGGCGAUGGGGCGUUUGGAAAGGUGUACAAAGCUCAGCACAAGACCACGGCGCAACUGGCCGCGGCGAAGAUGUGCGUCCUCGACAACGAGGACGACCUCGCCGACUUUACGGUGGAGAUCGACAUCCUCACGGAGUGCCGGCAUCCCAACGUGGUGGAACUGCACGAGGCAUACUUCAUUGAUAACAAGCUGUGGAUGCUCCUCGAGUACUGCGACGGUGGCGCCCUCGAUUCAGUCAUGGCCGAGCUAGAGAAGGGCCUGAACGAGUCGCAGAUCGCGUACGUUUGCCGGGAGAUGUGCAAGGGGCUGGAGUUCCUUCACUCGCGGAAGGUCAUACACAGGGACUUGAAGGCGGGCAACGUGCUGGCUACUAUGACGGGCGGGGUCAAACUGGCUGAUUUCGGCGUGUCUGCGAAAAAUAAGUCGACACUUCAGAAACACGACACGUUCAUAGGCACCCCGUACUGGAUGGCGCCGGAGGUUGUUCUCUGCGAGACGUUUAGGGACAAUCCGUACGAUUUUAAGGUGGACAUCUGGUCACUCGGUAUUACAUUAAUCGAGUUCGCCCAAAUGGAGCCGCCCAAUCACGAGAUGACCCCAAUGCGUGUGCUGCUCAAGAUACAGAAGAGCGACCCCCCGACCCUCGAGCAGCCCUCCAGGUGGUCGAAGCACUUCAACGACUUCAUAUCGAAGGCGCUUGUUAAGGACCCGGAAAAGCGUCCGACAUCGUCGGACCUCCUCAAGCACGAGUUUGUCACCGGUAAUCUCGAUUCGAAGUCGCUUCGAGAUCUUCUACUAGAAUAUCGAGCUGAGGUGGUCGAAGAGGAAUUACUUGAUGACGAUUCUGAGGAACAUCGCAGCUCUCAAAUGCAGAUGGAGAUAGAAGAUGACUCUACAUCGGUGCGGUCGGGCGAGACGCCGGAUAUAAAAAUGUCAGAGCAGGAACCAUGCCCAGCCACGACGCCGGCACGCGCUCCCGCCGCCGCGCCGCCCUCUCCGCGCGCUGCUUCCCCUGCGCCCGCGCACCCCGCCAAGAGACCGCACGAAGACGCCGACGACCAUCGGCACGCUGACAGGAAACCGCCCGCCCCAAAGAAAGAGAAAGGUCCCGCGCCGCCGCCGCCCGCGGUUCCCGCAACUCCUACGUCCCCAACAGCUCCAUCGCCACCCACAUUGGCACUUGCGCCCUCAGUCGCGGCUGCGACACCCGUAUCCUCAACCACACCAUCGCCUACCACCCCCACAUCUACUGCACCAUCAUCAGCUACUCCAAUACCUGUCUCAUCAUCUCCCACAACGCCAGCUGCCAUUCAGACACCUACGCUCGUACAAAAUUCAAUUGCUCCCACGCCGCUAACGACCCCAACGACGCCUCCGGCACAAGUAACUCGCGGUGGUCGCAAACAGCCUGCCCCUCCACCCCCCGCACCGACACCAGCAAGCCCCACAACCGCCAGCAAGCUUAUUGUUGACCAGGUAUGUCGAGAAGCAGAGCAGGCGGUCGAAAAACAUUCUCAAAAUGCAGAAAAGAUAGACUUAACAAACAAAGACAAUAAACCAAAGGCAGAUAGACUAGAAACAGCAGACGACAAAAUCAGUGUCAACGUUAAAAUUAAACACGACGUUAAUAGGAACAGUACUGAAUUCGACAGAAACAAAAUUGAGCUCAAAGAUAAAGUGGACGUAACAAAUAUUGUUAACGUUAAAACAGAAGACAAGAAUAAUGUUAAACGUAAUAGCGUUGAUGUAAAACGGCAGAGCGCAGAAGUUAAGAAUGAAGUCGAAAAGGAAGUCCCUCAAACAAUUGAUAACAUAGAAAAGUCGAGACGAUACAGUAAAGAAAUAAGCAGUGAAAUCAAAAGAAGAAGCAUGGAGAUCGAGAGUAAACUGGAGAAGUCGAGUCGGAAAAGUCUAGAUGACGUCAGAACUAUCGAAGAGAAGAGCAAUGACAGAGGAAUUGAAAAGAAGAGUUUGAAUGACGUAAGAGUCAUAGACAGAUCGCAGGAAAGGAAGAGUCUUAACGAUGUAAGGUUAUCGGAAAAGACAUUCAGUGAAGUUAGAGUCGCGGAAGAACGAAAGAGUUUCAACGACAGAAUAUCGUUGGAGAAGGAGAAGGAUAUCACAGAAGUAUUAAAUAAGUCCAAUACAGAUAUUUAUAGAAGCGAGAAAGAUAGAGCUAGAUCAACAGAAGAGAUAGAUAAGAAUGAUAAGAAGAGAGUUAGUGCUGAAGUGCUUAGGAUUGAGUCUAGGUCUAGAAGUAUGGAUGAUAAAGAUAGACUAGAUCGCGUUCUUAGAGACUAUUCUAGGUCUAGCUCUAUUGAUGAGAAGACUGCAGUUGAGAUUGGUCCGAUAAUGACUUCAUCGCACGACACGCGCCAACCGUCCCCAUCGCAGGCCGUCACAGUGGUUUCAGUGAGCGCUGAGCCUAACUCCCUGGAUGCGGCACCAUGUGGCUUGGUCACCGUCACCACAACGCACCCACCAGUACUCAACACUGGUGCUAGGUUACCACCGAACGCAGUCACCAUAUCUAGUACGCCGCCGAUCGCGGACGAAGUUGUCAUAGUGGGCGCUGGCGUGGGUGCGGCUAGCGUGGUCACUGGCGGAACUACGGGAUCAUCGUCUGAUGAUGACUGUUUUGCGCCAUCAUCGCUAGACUCACUCGAUUGCACUACGUGUUAUACAGAGAAAAGCCGCGGUCGUCGUCUGGACAGCAGUGAAGUGUUGAUCCUUAGUCCUGGCGCUGGAGACUCGGGUCUCGGGUUCGAUGACUCGCAUAACCUUAAUUUGGACACAUCCCACGUCUCAGUGGUUACGGUCGGAGCUGAGGAAGUCCGGGUUCGUGACUCAGCCGCGACACACAUAGCGUUGCCACACAACGAUCACUCUUGCAGACUCAGUCCAGAUAGCUUUGAAAGUCGUCGAUCCGACAGCGGUUCCGGUCGCUCGGAAAGAUCGCGACGCGGUGACGCCGACUCGCUAGCGACGACCGCGUCACACGACUCCGCUCAUCUCAACGGCGGAAGCAGGGUAAACAAGGACAAUCAGAGCAUAGAAGAGAAUGGUGAAGCGGAAGUUGUUCUUAGGAGGAAACCUCAAGAAAACGUUAAUAGGAUACAGAGAUCGAAAGAAGACAUCCACAUGGCAAAUCUGAAAAAGAAGACGCGCAAGCGCACGAGAAAGUUCGAGAUCGACGGCGUCGUCGUCACAACUACUACACACAAGGUUAUAUGGGGUGACGAAGAGAGCGGCAGGACGUGGGACGACCACGCACUAAGGAAGCAAGAGUUGCGAGAGAUCAAGAUGCUCCAGAAACAGGAGCAGAAGCAGUUCCAAGACCUGAACGCGAAGGAGCAGCAGCUCAGAGAACAGCAGGAUAAGAGAUUUGAAGCCGAACUAGCGUCACUAUGUCGCGCGCACGAAGCCGACCUGGACACGUUGGCGCGGGCACAAAGGGCUGCAGCCGAACGUGCCGAGCAGCAACUCGAAGCUGAGCUGCGCGCGCAGGCGAAAAGGCUGAGGACCGAUCACGAGAGAGACCUGAGGCACUUCAGAGACACUCUUAAGCAAGAGUUGAGGCUGCUCAAACAGGAAGUGGAGUUGGUAGCGAAAGAUCGGCGCAAAGAAGCGUACAGGCAGCGGCGAACGCGGCUCGACGCGGAGCACGCGGCGCGCGAACGAGCGUUUGUAGCGUCUUUAGCGGAGAGCGGCGACGCGGUGUUGCGGCGGGUUCACGCCACACACCGUGAGAGGCAGGCGCUCGCUGAUAGACAGCAUUUGCAGCAGCGGCAGCAGAUAAUGCGGACCCGCGAAGCGGCAUUGUGGGAACUGGAAGAGAAGCAGAUACACGAACGGCAUCAGCUGGCGAAGCGGCAGCUGAAGGACGAGUUCCUCCUGCGCAGACAUCAAAUGCUGGUCCGGCACGACAAAGAGCUGGAGCAGAUUAAGAGGAAAAACCAACGAAAAGAGGAGGAGUUGGCGAAAUGCCAAGCGUUGGAGAAGAGAUCGCUUCCAAAACGGAUACGAGCGGAACAGAAGGCGAGAGAGAUGAUGUUCCGCGAGUCGCUGAGGAUCGGCGCUGCACCGCACAGCCACGACGACGAACGGGAGAGGCUCAAGAAGUUCCAAGAGAACGAGAAGCGACGCUAUCGCGCGGAACAACAGCGGCUCGCGACCAAACACGCUAAGGCGAGGGAGGAGCUUAAAGCCGCCGGAGAGGCACUACUCCGCGAACUGGAGCAGUACCAAAACGAGAAGAGGAAGGCCCUCAUGAACCACGAGAGCAACAAGAUGAAGACGAUCGAGGAGAGGUAUGCGCAGGAGUUGAAGGAGUGGCGCGCGACCCUCGGCGAUAGGAAGCAGAAACUGAUUGAGGCCUUCGAAAAGCACCUCGACGAUCACGAGAAAAAGUUCGGCAUCCCGAUACCGGACCGGGACUCGUAUCUAGACGUACCGUGGCCGAAGAACGUGCUCCAACACGUCCUAUCCACCUACCAUCAGCGGAACUCCUUUAUGGGUUCCCUGUCGAGGUCCAGAACCAGCUUGAACCUGGCUCUAUCCACCGCCAAUACUCCGAACAUGGAACGUAGAAGUUCCAGCCCGAAUCGCUUAACGAAGUCGGCGGCUUCCAGCGCCACCAACACGGCUAAACGGGGGAAAUUGACAAAGGCACAGAAGUUCGGAUCCACAUCCAACCUCAAGCUGGUCUCCGAGAAGAUCUCUGGAUUCUCCGUAUUCAACAACAACGAUGACUUCAAGCGACACCCGAUUAUGGCUUACGAUGAUAUACCCAGGGAGAUUGAGGAGGAACCCAAAAAGCUGGAACGCUCGAAACCCCUGGAUAAGAAGAAGUUGAACAGGCAAAGCCUUAGCGAACAGCUGUUCAAGCAGGUGAACGAAACCACGAUGAAGCGUAGCAUAUCCCAGCAGAGCCUGAAGCAGGAUAUCAGCAUGGAAGCGGUGGUGAUAGAUAUGCCGUCGCUAGAGGGGAGGGAUAAAAGCGAUGACAGUAUCAGCUCGAAGAGCAAUGAAGAUGAAGAGCACUUCAGUAGAUGGGGACCGGUCAGAGGUUCCAACAGUUACGCCAACGCGCCAAGUGUUCCAGUCAGUCAACUUUCCACGUUGAAUUUGAAGACGCAAGUGAACAAGGGAAAGAGUCCCCCGGAUUCUAUUGCUUAA
Leptosia nina is the source of this 5310-nucleotide messenger RNA. Lineage: Eukaryota; Metazoa; Arthropoda; Insecta; Lepidoptera; Pieridae. The record is from the annotation of a GenBank genome assembly.